AUGGCACCCCCGCCUCCAGGCACUGCGCCGUUGGGCGAACGCGUCACAAAGCUCGUCACUACUCUGCAAUUUGCGUGGUUCGCGGGUCACUUCACCCUCCUGCUCGCCGUCUUCCGCUAUGCCCUCUCCUACUUUACACUUAACUACUACUCGAAAUGGGCCGCCUUCACCUACCGAUUGGCCUUCCUCUCCGCAGUUGCGACUUACGGUAUCGUCGUAUUCAAGGCUUAUCGUGCUCGGGUGAGGCCAGGUGCUCCCAUCGGCCAGACCGCCUACACCCUGCUAUCAGAUGAAAAUGUCCAAUAUCUUCUGAUCUCCCUGGUCUGGUUGUACUCAAGACAGGUGCCUUUGGCUCUGUUGCCAUUUACCGUUUACUCGGUCUUCCAUGUUGCUACGUACACACGUACCAACAUCAUUCCCACCAUCACGCCCCCCAAAGCUGUCCCGGGGAGCACUCCCACCUCCCCAGGCGCCGCCAAGUCGCAGUCUCCCCUGGCCAACUCGAUUGGCAAGUUCGUGAAGGAGUACUAUGACACUUCAAUGUUCCUGGUGGCUGGACUGGAGAUUACCUUGUGGUUCCGCCUCCUGCUGUCCGCCUUGACAUUCAGCAAAGGCUCCUGGGUCCUUCUUGGUAUCUAUUCCGUCUUCUUGAGAGCUCGUUUCCACCAAAGCCAGUUUGUGCAAAAUGCUUUCAGUCAGGGAUCUGCACACCUCGACCAGCGGGUUCAGAACCCCAAUGUUCCCCCGGUUGUCAGGCAAGGUUGGGAGACCACAAAGGGACUCGGCCGUCAGCUUGUGGAAGCCACGGACCUGCGCAAGUAUGUCGGAGGCGCAAAUGCUCAAAAGAAACCUCAGUAG
Capronia epimyces CBS 606.96 is the source of this 858-nucleotide messenger RNA. RefSeq lists its product as uncharacterized. Bases 1 to 858 code for a protein of 285 amino acids. The transcript has 3 exons. NCBI's taxonomy places the organism in Eukaryota, Fungi, Ascomycota, Eurotiomycetes, Chaetothyriales, Herpotrichiellaceae. Gene Ontology annotation, biological process: endoplasmic reticulum tubular network organization; membrane organization. Gene Ontology annotation, cellular component: membrane; endoplasmic reticulum. The record is from RefSeq and is a predicted model, not a curated record.